AUGUCCGAUCGAGCCAGUCAGGCACUUGCAAUAGGCGUGCCUCCUGGCGUACCUAAAUCAUACCGUGCCCUAGCAGAUCAUCGCGGCGUCCCUCGCUCUACCCUCCACGAUCGUGCACACGGACAACGCUCAAUAGAAGAGAAGGCCGUGAGCCAACAAUAUCUAUACCCUUCGGAAGAAGAUGCCGUCGUCAAGUUUCUUAUGCAAAUGGCUGAUCUUGGACAACCUAUGCGAAUGAAGCAUAUACCUUGGAUAGCCUUCGGUGUCACCCAUAACCGACCCGAGUCGGACAGACCAAGCAAGCCUCCAGGCAAGAACUGGGCCAAAGCCCUCGAAAACCGCCAUCCUGAACUCCAAGCAAGGAGAGUCAGGGCGCUAGACUGGAACCGUCACGAGAGAAACACCUAUAAGAAGAUUAUACAC
Molecule: messenger RNA, 423 nt
Organism: Mytilinidion resinicola
Lineage: Eukaryota; Fungi; Ascomycota; Dothideomycetes; Mytilinidiales; Mytilinidiaceae
Exons: 1
Source: RefSeq, a predicted model, not a curated record